AUGGUUUCUGAAGAAGAGUUUAUAAAAUCAGUGAUUGUAUUAUUAUAUGAAUGUAAAUUUUCAAAAAAAGAAUGGAAUGAAGAUAGUGUAGGAAAGAUAUAUCAAUGGUUAGAUUUAUUUCAAAAUAAAUUUUUAAUACCUUUUAAAGAAUAUAUAAAAAGAGAUAGCAGCUUCGAUAAUAACAAUGAAAACAACAACAAUAAUAAUAAUAACAUUUUUCAAGAUAAUAUAUAUUUAAAUCAUGUUAAAAAGUUUUGGGAUGAUUCAAUUCAAGAAUAUUCAAUUCAAAACAAAGUACCUAAACUAGACAUAGAUUUCAGAGAUAUAAUAAAUGAUAGUAACAAUUUAAAAGAAUAUGUUUUUAAUUUAUGGAUUAAUAAUUUAAAUAUUACAGAAAAUAAAUUUAGCUUUUUUUUAAAUUAUCAUUUUAAUAAUUUAAAAUUAACCAAUAAUAAUAAUAGUGUAAAUAAUAGUGUAAAUAGUGUAGAUAAUAAUAUAAAUAGUUUAAAAGAUGUUUAUUAUAAUAUAAAAUCAUUAAACCAAUUAAACAAUAACUUAAAAUCAAUCGCAGGUAGUAAAAAUAGUAACAUCGAUACAACACCAAAAUCAUUAAUCUACAACAUAGAAUCAAUGUUAUAUAAAAAUGAUAAUAUUAAAAAAAAAGCAUCCUCUCAAUUAAUUUUAAAACAUUUUAUAAAGAUACAACAAGAGCAAUCUGUUGGCCAACAAGAACUAAAUAAAGAGAUCAAGGAUAUGUUGGAAAAACUGCUUUCGGAUGAAGCAACAUUUAAUAUAUAUCUAUGGAUAAUUUUAGAUAUAUUAGAAAAAGAAAUUAAAAGACAGCAUUUAAACCAACCAAACCAACCUAUAUCCACACUACAGCCACAACCAUCAGGAAACGAUCAAAUCUAUUUUUUAAUUUAUAGCAAUUCAAUAGAUUUAGUUAGUAAAAGUAAACAUGCUAAAAAGAUUAAAUUUUUUUUAAAAAGUGAUAAAGAUUUAUUAUUAGAAAUAUCAAAAAUAGACGAAAAUUUUCAUAAAAUGUACUAUGAAAGUAUAUUUCUUUUAUUGGAUUACUAUUUAUUUAAUUCCAAGUCGACUACGAGUAUAGAUCCUAAUUAUUUAGCGUCCAUAUCAGCAUCACUUAAACUAUUAAAUCAAAUUGACAAUAAAAUUCAAAUACAAGUAAAUCAAAGACUAUUGGGUACAAAGUUUUUAAAAGUUAGCGAAGCUUCAAAAGAAAUACUUUUAGAGUUUUUAAUUAAUUUUAAAAAUUCAAAUUCUAAAACAAUAUAA
This is a messenger RNA of Dictyostelium purpureum, 1296 nucleotides long. RefSeq lists its product as uncharacterized. Bases 1 to 1296 code for a protein of 431 amino acids. Lineage: Eukaryota; Evosea; Eumycetozoa; Dictyosteliales; Dictyosteliaceae. The record is from RefSeq and is a predicted model, not a curated record. The transcript is spliced from 2 exons.